AUGGCACUAAUGCAGGAAGCAACUAUGUAUCCAACUGGACCUUCGCUGGAUGAAAAGAUGCAUACAGAGGAUGGCAACCGGUCAUCACUGGCAGCCGAGGGGCCAGAUGACGAAGCUGGAUUCCACGAUCGCAUCGAGGCGGAUCGCGACAUGCGCACAGAAAGACUAGAGGAGACUGUGCCUACGACCGAUGUCGCCCAUAGCGAAGAAAGAAAUGCCUCCACUGGGCAGCCGGGCCAGCCCGACAGAAUGCAGUUGACAGACGCUGAACCCGACUCAGGCCUCUUGUCUCCACCAUUGAGUUGUGCCGCCGAUGGAAGGGCCAGCAGUUUCGACGGCUCUACAGUCAAGCCCGGCAUUGCUACGAUCGACCAAGAACUUGAUUGGUCUAAUAACCACCUCAAGGACUGGGACUUUUCCCAUCGUCGUCUUCGACCUCAGUACCCGUCGGCAACCUUCCAGCCAUAUUCCAAGUUCAAAGGCACUCAGCAAUCCGACCGUCAGAUCUACAACGUCGAAGUGACCAUUUUGACAGUUGACAUCGAGCAGUCCAACAUGUCCGGCUAUCUUCAGAUCUGCGGACUAACACCCGAUCAUCCCACUUUGACCACAUUUUUCACCGGCGAAAUUAUUGGGGGACCCGAUCAGAAGUACAGCUUCCGUACGGGAGACCCCGGCUGGGGCGCAAGCGACAAGACGGAUCUUACGCACUGGGCCCGUUUUCCGGCAUGGCGACCGCUCAGUUUGCACGCCAAGCGCAACAUCAACUUUGUAUACCCAAUGAACCACGAGAAUUGGUGGCAGCAGGAAUACAUCUUCAUGAGAUGGAAGGAGCAUUUCCUCGUGCCAGACUACAAGCUCAAAUCUAUACAAGGGGCGAGUUUUGAGGGCUUCUACUAUAUCUGUUUUAAUCAAAUUGAGGGGAGGGUGAGUGGAAUCUACUUCCACUCCAAAAGCGAGAAGUGA
Messenger RNA from Cladophialophora yegresii CBS 114405, 966 nucleotides. RefSeq lists its product as uncharacterized. NCBI's taxonomy places the organism in Eukaryota, Fungi, Ascomycota, Eurotiomycetes, Chaetothyriales, Herpotrichiellaceae. The transcript has a single exon. The record is from RefSeq and is a predicted model, not a curated record. Bases 1 to 966 code for a protein of 321 amino acids. Gene Ontology annotation, biological process: protein catabolic process in the vacuole; negative regulation of gluconeogenesis; protein targeting to vacuole. Gene Ontology annotation, cellular component: extrinsic component of membrane; GID complex.